ACCAUAUCCUCCUCUCAGUUUUCAAACACGGCGUGUAAAGGGAGGAUACAGGCGUGGUAGCUCUGACCAUAUCUGGAAGACUAGUUUUUAAAUCGUGAAUUAAACCUAACCGCUUGCUGUUUUUCUUUCCCAUUUUUUUUUUGCGAUGGCCAAAGGAGAAGGAGCUGAGCAAUACUCCAACGCUAGUUUAUUAAAUAAAUCGGACAGCUCGGAUUCUGUUAAACUCGCAAGAAAGUCUGAACACAGGCACAGGUUGACCAUCUGCAACAAAAUCUGCUAUGCAAUCGGCGGUGCGCCCUACCAGAUAACCGGAUGUGCUCUGGGCUUCUUCCUUCAGCUCUAUCUGCUCGACGUAGCUCAGUUGGAUCCUUUUUAUGCCUCAAUCAUCCUGUUCUUCGGCCGAGCUUGGGAUGCUGUGACGGACCCCACGGUGGGUUUCCUGGUCUCCAGAAGCCCGUGGACUCGUUUUGGCCGGAUGAUGCCAUGGAUCGUACUCUCGACUCCUCUCGCUGUGAUGUCAUAUUUCCUCAUAUGGUACGUCCCACCCUUUGAAGAUGGAAAAGUCGUCUGGUAUAUUUUCUUCUACUGCAUCUUCCAGAGCCUGCAGACCUGCUUCCAUGUGCCAUAUUCUGCCCUCACCAUGUUCAUCACCUCAGAGCAGAAGGAGAGGGACUCUGCUACUGCCUAUAGGAUGACGGUGGAGGUUUUGGGCACCGUUGUGGGUACGGCCAUCCAGGGGCAGAUCGUGGGCAUGACUCACGCUCCCUGCCUUCCAGGACCCAUGGAGAUCCUUGCAGAUCCCACUAACAAUUACACGUUGAUCCCCCACAAUGUGUCAGAACACUCUAUAUCCCUGCAGUACACGAGGAACGCAUACAUGAUUGCAUCUGCUGUCAUCUGUUCGAUCUACAUCCUCUGUGCAGUUGUCCUCUGCUUGGGCGUAAGGGAACAUGAGACCAUUGGGAUCAGGUCCAAGCCUAUGCCCUUCUUUCAAGGAAUCAAGAUGGUGAUGGGAUAUGGACCCUAUGCCAAACUGGUCAUGGGUUUCCUCUUCACCUCUCUGGCUUUUAUGCUCCUAGAGGGAAACUUCGCUCUCUUCUGUAGCUACACACUGGGAUUCAGGAAGGACUUCCAGAACAUUCUGCUGGUUAUCAUGCUUUCUGCUACUCUAGCCAUCCCGGUCUGGCAGUGGUUCCUGACUCGCUUCGGGAAGAAAAUGGCGGCGUAUGUCGGCUCCUUGUCUGCCGUUCCCUUCAUGAUCCUGGUGGUUUGCAUAAAGAGCAACCUCAUCGUCACCUACGUCGUUGCUUUUGCUUCUGGCGUGGCGGUGGCUGCAGCCUUCCUGCUGCCCUGGUCCAUGCUGCCCGACGUGGUCGACGAUUUCCAAGUUCGUAACCCAGAAUCCACUGGGCACGAAGCCAUCUUCUAUUCCUUCUACGUGUUCUUCACCAAGUUUGCGUCUGGCAUCUCCCUGGGCGUCUCCACGCUGAGCUUAGACUUCGCUGGCUACAUCAGCAGAGGCUGCUCCCAGCCUGAGGAGGUGGAUUUGACGUUGAAGCUGUUGGUCUCAGCCGCCCCCAUAGUCCUCAUCUUCAUCGGCCUGGGAAUCCUGUACACGUAUCCCAUCGACGAGGAGAGGAGGCAGGGCAACCGCAAGUACCUACAAGACUUGAGGGAUGAGGAGGAUUCAGAGACGGACUCCAGAGAAAUGGCCGACAUGAUCUAGGGUGUUUUUUUUUAUUUUGAAGCUCUUCUGGACCAAUCUGUUGAUAAGCUGGCAUUUUGCACUGGGCUGGACCAACGGACCUGGACCUGGACUUGGAUCCAGGUCUGUUGGAGCGCGCUGACACCGCCUCGUCCUGCCAAGGCUGCUUCUGCUGCUGUUCUGAAUAGAAACUGUGUGAGCCACGCUGAGGCCUUCCUGAAGACAUCCUGCUCCUCCUUUUUUCUAUUUAUGAUGUUUUCCUGGCGCCUCACUAAGCCUUACCUUUUUUUGUACAACAUACUACUAUUAGGUACAACACAACAGAGAUUUUCUUUUCUCAAUUGAAAUUGCACAAAAAGGGUGAAUUUGCAUUAUUGGUGCUUUUUGAUGGAGCCGGGCAGAAGCUCCUCUUUUCUACAUGCAUUACUGAACGUUAGCGACCAUUAGCACUGCGCUGGAAGGAUCUUCACAGACCUGAGAGACAGCGGCAAUGCCUUAAUCUCUGUCACAUUUCAGAGGAGACAUUUCAGAAAUGGAUAAAGUGACAUAAAAGUCUAACAUCUCAUCUUAGUUUACAAAACAACAAUGGGGUGUGCCAGGUUGUUUGCUCAUCAUUCCCAUCACACUGGCUCUCCUGGGAAGCGGUGAUUACGUAACAUGGUGCCAAGAGCCACUACAGUUUUGAACGCAGUGAGUUUGCACAAAAAAAAACUGCCAACUUAUCAAGUCAACUGUUUCUUUUUUUGUUAUAUA
Molecule: messenger RNA, 2458 nt
Organism: Cyprinodon variegatus (sheepshead minnow)
Lineage: Eukaryota; Metazoa; Chordata; Actinopteri; Cyprinodontiformes; Cyprinodontidae
Gene: mfsd2ab
Product: major facilitator superfamily domain containing 2A
Exons: 14
Coding region: 146-1726 (526 amino acids)
Biological process (GO): carbohydrate transport
Cellular component (GO): membrane
Molecular function (GO): lysophospholipid:sodium symporter activity
Source: RefSeq, a predicted model, not a curated record